AUGGCCCUGAAAGUUGCAGCUCUUUUUCUUGUGCUUGCAAUUCCAGCAGUCUAUGGUGCUAUUAGCCAUGUUGUAGGAGGCAGUAAUGGUUGGGACACUGGAGUUGAUUAUAACUCUUGGGCUAAAGGCGAAACCUUCAAUGUUGGGGACACACUUGUUUUCAACUAUGGUAGUUUACAUGGAGUGGAUGUUGUGAGCAAGAAUGACUAUGACAACUGUAACCCUGGAAACGCCCUCGAGACCUAUUCUGGAGGCAGCACCACCUACAAUCUGACCAAAGCCGGUCAGACGUAUUUUAUGUGUCCAACCACGUCGCACUGUGGCCAAGGUAUGAAGUUGGCCGUCAGCGUUAAGGAUUCAGGCGGCAGCGGCUCCACCCCUGCUCCCCCCACCAGCCCAUCAACUCCUUCAGGUUCUGGUUCAACCACUCCAAGCACCACACCGUCAGGUUCUGGUUCACCUUCUUCCAACAGCUCGCCAACUUCGCCUAGUGGAACUAAUGCAGCAACUGGCAGUUUUGGCUCCAUAAGCUAUUUGGUGCUGAGCUUUUCGCUUGUAUUGGCAGCUUUGAUAGUCCGUGCUUAG
This is a messenger RNA of Oldenlandia corymbosa var. corymbosa, 585 nucleotides long. The record is from the annotation of a GenBank genome assembly. NCBI's taxonomy places the organism in Eukaryota, Viridiplantae, Streptophyta, Magnoliopsida, Gentianales, Rubiaceae.